Molecule: messenger RNA, 336 nt
Organism: Xyrichtys novacula (pearly razorfish)
Lineage: Eukaryota; Metazoa; Chordata; Actinopteri; Labriformes; Labridae
Source: the annotation of a GenBank genome assembly
AUGGGAAACAGCCUGAAGUCUGCUGACCAAGUUCUGAUCCCACUGGAUGUUUUCCUUGAGCCUCUGAAUUUGAUUUCAUCUGUCCUUUCUUUAGCUGUGUGUCACUCCUCAUAUGGACAGUGUUUUAAUCCAGUGAUCCCGAGACAUUCAGAUUAUUUUGAUGUGAUUGAGAUUAUAAUGUUUGAAAUGACGUCUCAGAAUGUUUUUCAUUUAUUGUGUGUCACCAUCUGCUGGUUGAUAAAUGCAUCACACUUACACACCUCCACAGUAUACUCUCAUCACACACACUGGAGUGAACGUGCUUUUGAACAGCUGCAUCUCUAUUUCCAUAUUUAA